AUUCCAGUGAUGGGAGGAGCCUUUAUGGACUCGCCCAAUGAUGACUUUAGUACAGAAUACUCUUUGUUUAAUUCAUCUGCCAACGUCCACGCUGCCACCUCUCUGCCAAACCAACCAGAAGAGACCUCUCGUUCCUCAAAUGACGCCAUUUUGUUAUGGAUUGCAAUUAUAGCCACCAUUGGGAACAUUGUAGUUGUUGGCGUUGUGUAUGCCUUUACAUUCUGAGAAGAAAGGAGGAUGGCCUGAGGAGGUGGAAAAUAACUUUGCUGUCCUUCAUGGGUGCAAGUGUGUCUUUGUGUAUGUAGACAUGCAAACAUAUCUAUAAAAAUGUAUAUAUUUAUAAAUAUAUGUAGGUAGAUGCUGUUUGUUACUUUAAGACCAAGUUUAACGAUGGUGAAAAAAUCUUGAGAGACCUUUGUGAAAGUGGGGAUGAAAUGUCUAAUUCAACCAAAUGUAAAUUCAUUGUAACAAAGCCACUAGGAAUGAUCAUUCACACAAAAAUUAAGGCAGGUUUGUUCAGCAAGGGCACUGUUGUUUCCUGGGCUGAUGCACCUGUUACUUACCUUUUGUUUCUAUUUGAGAGAGGCUUUUGUAUCUAAUCUACUCCUGGCCUUGAAUUCUGAACAUGGGUUUGUAUAGACAUACAGUACACCUUCAGUUCUUUAGACAGUCUUGUUCUUUUGUUGUCCAGAGGUGCAGGGAAAGUAAGUGUUUAGACUUGCUCUGAAAUUCAACGUUACAGCAAUUUGGCACAUGCAAAAUAGAAUUUCUGCUUGUUUGCUACAAAGCCCUGCAAAGUGAAAUAUACAUUAUUUGCCACAGUGUUCUGAUGGGUUUUAUCAAGAGCGAUUGAGUUUUCCAGUGCUUGGUCUUUGGGUAAUAGAAGAUGGGUUCAGAUUUCUGGAAAGCUGUCCCACAAAAAUGUGUGACUUUGGAGACAUACUGGUAAUGGAAGCUUAACAUGGUGGAAAUACUGGUCAUUAUAACAAAGCAGAGGUUUUCAGUAAUGUCUCUGAGAGAGCCUUGUGUUGAUCUAGAGCAGUGGUUCCCUAUCUUGGCUAACCCAAGUGUUCUUGGACUGCAGCCUUCACCACUGUGCUG
Pogona vitticeps (central bearded dragon) is the source of this 1101-nucleotide messenger RNA. Lineage: Eukaryota; Metazoa; Chordata; Lepidosauria; Squamata; Agamidae. The record is from RefSeq and is a predicted model, not a curated record.